AACGUUGGACGCCAAUUGACUUUGAGCGGGGUAGAACUGCAAUUCCCGUCAGGCGCCGCGGGCUGAUUUCCCACAGACUCCACACUGCCACGGCGCGGGCUUUGCAUGCAGCAUAGGCCAUGUAGUUCGGAGCGGGAUUGUGAAGGGUUUGGGUGAAUUGAGCUGAGUCCUUGUGGAGGUUUUAAACAACCUCAGUGAAGGGGGAAGCUUUCUGGGCUUGGGGUUGUAAUUCAGUUAAUGUUUGAGGAGAUGGAUUGUCUCCCUCCAUCAAACACAGGAAGGCACUUCCAGAGAAAACCUCCCCAACAUUUUCUCACCAAAUGUGAGUUUUUACUGCAAUGUCCAAGAUAUUUCUGAAGAUGUUGGGUUUUCACAAGAUUUUGGGACAGACUUGAUAAACGUUGGCAUCUUUUCUUCCAUUAGAGAUAUUACUGUCUCAAUAUAAAACAUUUAAGCACUAAUUAUAGGAAUAUUUCUGUGAGGAAGGAGUGGAAAAUUUGGAUUAUUUUGUGUGAAACCCGCUCUAAUGGUCACUGUGAUGUGGAAGUUGUGGCCACAGCUUUUAUAGAGACAUAGUCAGUGUCCAACGUCUAUUGUCGUCCCAUCAGAUAAAUUACAUCCCCAUGUUAGUGGCUCAUUAAAAACCAACGAUCUGUUGAUGAGUUUUUACAGUCAACGUGUCCUUUUGACUAUCUCGGUAAUUUCAGCAGCAAGGUGGGGGUUUCAAGCUGUGGGCUCGGAGCUGAAUCCCUGGUUGGUUUGGUCUCCAGGUACAGAGCGUGGCGGGAAAGAGUGCACCACAAUCCUGGAUUUUACGUCUCGGACUUGAGAAGGGUCAGUUUUUCAGAAUCGAGAAACAUUUUCACGUUUGGAGUUCGUUGGAUGAAGAAUGUCCUGUGCCUUGGAAUCCUUAGGCAGUUGUUGCUGAACAAGAUUGUUUGCACUUGCCUUCUGGGUAUAUGUUGAGUUAGAAGGAUUGCACCGUACACCAGAGAAUACAGAGAGGAUAGACACUGCAGGUAGAUCCUGAUCAUCACCCAAGGAACAACUGCACAACUGUGGGAACAUAUCCAGUCCCUUUGCAGCAUUGCUCAACACUGAGAAAUUGGGAAUUGGUUUGGGUCACAGGGGUUUGACAUAUCACCAGAACUGGUCAGUGGUAUGGAGCAUUCCAUCAGAACCAACCUUUUCAAGGGUUCAGCUGUGAGUGAUCAGUCAGGUUGAGACUGGGAAAAAGUGUGAAUGGGCUCCACGUGUGGUGAGAGCUUCAAUCAUUUAUUGAACCCCGUGAACCAUGAUUCAUUCCUGUAGGUGAGAGGCUGUUCAUGUGUGAGGUGGGCUCCACAGGCUCAUAAGACCUUAUAACACACAAAGUGCAGUUAACACAAGGCCAGUUCAAUGGAAGAUAAACCAUUCAAGUGUGAGGUAUGCAACAAAUCAUUCUCAUGCUCAUCUCACUUCCUCGUACACCAACGCACUCACACGGGUGAGAAACCAUUUACCUGUGAUGUUUGUGACAAAUCAUUCUCGCAGUCAGUGACCCUCCGUGUUCACCAACGUAUUCACACUGGGGAGAAGCCAUUCAGAUGUGAGGUAUGUGACAAAGCCUUCACACAGUUAUCAAGCCUCCUGGUCCAUCAAACCAUCCACACAGGGGAGAAACCCUUCAAAUGUGAGGUUUGUGAUAAAGCUUUUCCAACAUCAACAAGGCUUCUGGAACACCAGAGCAUCCAUACAGGGGAGAAACCCUUCAGGUGUCAGGUGUGUAACAAAUCAUUCUCGCGCUCCUCUCACUUCCGAACACAUCAACGCAUUCACACUGGGGUGAAACCAUUCAAGUGUGAAGUCUGCAAGAAAUCAUUCUCUCAGUCAUCGACCCUACGUGAACACCAACGCCUUCACACUGGGGAGAAGCCCUUCAAAUGUGAGGUGUGUAAUAAGGGAUUUGCUCAGCUGCCAGGCUUGGUGAGUCACCGCCGCGUACACACAGGGGAGAAGAAAAUAUUCACGUGUGAAGUGUGUAAUAAGGAGUUUGAACAGUUGUGGGGAAUGUUGGAUCACCGUCGCAUUCACACAGUCAAUAAUGCUCCUGAGAAACUGACACACUCACGUUGAGGAAAAGUUGUGAGGUCUGUGAUGAAGGCUUCACAAGAAAGACACCCUUUCUGAUACACCAGCUGUUUCAUGCAGAUGAGAAAUCAUUGACUUGGGAGAUGUGUGACUGAGUCUUCACUCUUAGCAACACUCAUGAAUCACCAAUGCAUUCUUACAGGCAAGAAGCUGUUUUAGUGUGAAUUUCUUAACAAGGGCUUUGCACAAUCUCAUCAGGCCUGAUGUAUCAUUGGCAUACUCACACUGAAGAGAAACUAUUCAGAUAAAGUGUGUAACAAAUCCUUGACAAGCUCAUUGAAGCUUCCUGACUAUGAGAAAAUCAACACGGUGAGAAACCAUCCAAGUGUGAAUUUUAAGAUAAAGUCCUCCUGAAGUUUUCAACCAUCAUAAGAUACCAAAGGACCCCCACAGGAGAAAAAAUAAUUUAUGUGCAAGAGUAUGACAAGGCAUUCACAAAGUCAGUGUGCUUCCUGGUCCAUGAAUGCACACACAUGGGGAGAAACUCUAUUGGUGUCAGUUCCGUAAUAAAGUCUUCACACAGUUGUUCGACCUACUGGAACAUCAGUGAACCUGCACAAGAUACUUUUCUGCUACGAUGUGUACCAGUAUUUUUCCCCUACUCCCAUAGACUGAUGAAGAACCUUGCCAGCAUCCAAAGCAAAGUAGCUGCAUGAUUGAGGCCACGUGCUCAAACAUUCUUUGCCUCCACCACCUCGCUACAACAGCAGUGUGUACCAUCUAUAGGAUGCACUGGACAGGUUCACCAAGGUUCCUUAGACAGCACCUUCCAAACCCACGACCACUACCAUCUAGAAGGACCUUGAAACAUUACCACCUGCAGUUUCCCCUGUGAGUUAUGGGGAGGCAUUAGCGUAGUUGUAAUGUCACUGGACUAGUGAUCCAAUACCUCAGGCUAAUGUCCUGGGACCAGGGUUUGAAUCCCAACAUGGCAGAUGGUGAAAUUCGAAUUCAGUAAAAAUCUGGAAUUUAAAGUGGCAGCGAUUGUUGUAAAAACCAACCAGUUUACUAAUUUCAUUGAGGGAAGCAAACUACCAUCCGAACCAGUCUGGUCUGGCAUACACAUGAUUGAUACACAACCACACAGUGGCUGGUUCUUAACUGUCUUCUGGGCAAUUAGACAUAAGCAAUAAGUGCUGGCUAAGCCAGUCACACUUUCCCAUCAAAGAAUAAAAAUAAACCUUCCAAAGCCACUCGCCAUCUUGACUUGGAAAUAUAUCACUGGGUCAAAAUCCUGCAAUUUCCUUCCGAAUGGCAUUGUGGGGAUACAUUCACCAUCUGGACUGCAGUGGUUCAAGAAAGCACCAUCACCUUCUCAGUCCAUGAUAGGCAAUAGAUGCUGGUUCAGCCAAUGAACGAACAGAAAAAAACACUUCUUGUUAUAGUUAGUUUCUGUUAUUUUAUGACUUGCUAAGAUACAAGGAAAUUUUAUAGUAUCAUUCUUGCCUAUUUGUAUAGAAUAGGGGAAUGUAUGUUGUCAUGUCCUCAUUGUCUCAGUUUUGUUUAAUUGGUGAGAGUUUCUCAUUAAGUCAAACUACUGAUUUUUUUUUUUAAAGACCAUUUGUUAGGUGAUGUUUUUGCUCUCUCUGGUUGUGGGUGCUUGGAAUGUGUUAUUCACCUUGAAAGCAAGGUUGCUUGUAAACUUAAACUUAUAAAAUUAACACAGAAGAUCACAACGUACUAUUACAAAGUAGGUAGCAGUUAAAAACUGUGUUUAUAAAGUAUGUGCAUCAUAAGCAGUCUAUAAAAAUCAGAUAUUCUUAUACUUUCAGUUUUGAGGUAUAAAAGCUUUAAAAGAAUUAUACAGUUGCAAACUUAACUAAUACUAAGAAUCCAUUUAGCCAGUUAUUAUUGUUUCUCUUCUGAAGGACUACGAUUUAAAACCAAGCUAAUAAAGAAUAGAGCUGUACUUUCCUUGUAUAAAUCCCUUCCUCUGUUCAUAACACCAGGUUGUGGAUAAGGGUUGUAAUGACAUUUGAAUGUAAGCUUGCCCAUUAACCUUGAAGAUUGCAAAUUCUCCCAAUGUGGCUCUGUAGGAUAGAAGUAAGUUAAACAGAGACCUGUCAGCAUUUGAUCAGUAAUUAAUUCAUGAGUGUGUUACUUGUAUUCUGUUUAAAACUCCAUGGUGCAUUUCGCUGUCAAUUGAAGCUCCGAAGAGUCACCUGAUAUUGAAGAACUAAAGUUUUCUGAUGAAGGGUCUAGGCCCGAAACGUCAGCCUUCCUGCUCCUAUGAUGCUGCUUGGCCUGCUGUGUUCAUCCAGCUCUACACCUUGUUAUCUCAGAUUUUCCAGCAUCUGCAGUUCCUACUAUCUCUAAAGUUUACAUACACUGUUUUGUGCUCAACUAUAGUUUAUUAUUAAUUUAGUCAAUUAAUGUACUGAUUAAAACUAAACUAAACUAAUCAUGAACCAUCAAUUUCGCUGCACUUUGGCUAAGAAGGCAAUCAAAUACUCAGUUGAAAAAGGGGCUCCAGCCACUGAUUUUCCAGCACAAGCACCCGACCGGGGGGAGGAGGAGCCGUUAGUAAUGGAGGAACUUCAGUUAUCCUGUGAAACUCUGGUCUAUGGAGGAGGAGAAUCAGCUAGGAGUCCAAUUUCUCAUCAGUGAGCCCAGCUGGGAAAUCAGUGGGAGGGCGGGAUGUGUCUUGGCUGUGACAGUCUCUGUUGUCUCACAACAUUCACUGUCUGGCUCUCCACAUGCUGAAUGGCCACUCGAACAGAGCACUAGAGGCCGAUCCAUGUCUACAGACUGUCCUGUAGGUCAGUACCUUGAGGAUUGGAGGGAUUAUCAGAGAACAACAACUUGUAUUUCCAGAGCACCUUUAAUAUAGUAAAACAUUCCAAAGUGUUUAAUUAAGAUGUACCCAGACAAAAUUUAACACCAACAACAACCAAUGCUGGAGAUCACAGCAGGUCAGACAGCAUCCAUGGAGAGAGACCAAGCUAACGUUUCAAGUCCAGAUGACUCUAGUAUAGAUGAAGGUUGUUUUCAGUACACCUUCCAGCAUCUGCAGUAAUUUGCUCCUAAGAGUUAAUACAGAGACAGACAAGGAGGUUUUAGGAGGGGAUGAACAAAAAUAUAGUCAAAGAGGUGAAAUUUAAGGGGAAUCUUGAAGGUGAAGAGAUAAAGAUGCAAAAAGGUUUACAGAAUGCAUUCUACAGAUUUGUUUACAUCCAAGAAGUAUUUGCCACAAUUACUUUUAACACAAGAGUGCUAUUUGGAAGAGAUUUGUGAGAUUUGCAUUAAAGAUUUUAUUGGUGUCUUUGACCCUCACCAGACAUCAGAGGAAACACGUCAGGGUGGAUCCUUUUCAAUUAUGACAUAUGAAACUGAGUCUUCACACACCUUGGACCACUUUUCAACUUGCUAUCCACAGCAUAUUCUUUCUUUUCAGAUAAUCAAUUCCUUUUUGAAUGCCUCAUUGAACUUGCUUCAUUCACACUCUUACCAUACACUGUGUGAAAAGACUUCUCCAUUUCUCUGUUGCUUCUUUUACCAAUCCCCUCCAGUCUGUGCCCUCUGGUUCUCCAGGACCACUAUCCUGAGUAUGUUGAGUGAAGGGGCUAAGUCUCUACAGACCUGAGCUCCUUCAGCCCAUCAAUAUGUUGAUGUAAUAAUGUUGUGAUAUAUUCACCAUACACUGUUCCAAGAUUCAUUUCAUGUUGUGGGAAAGAUCUUGAGUCAUUUUCAAAUGCUUUGUUAUUUUAAUUGAUUCAAAGUUAGGUUUAAGUUGAGCAUUUUUUGUCUGUUUUAUCAAUUAUCUGUAUACAUUUGUAACUCACAAUAAACUCACUUAUAACUUCAAC
Molecule: messenger RNA, 5936 nt
Organism: Rhincodon typus (whale shark)
Lineage: Eukaryota; Metazoa; Chordata; Chondrichthyes; Orectolobiformes; Rhincodontidae
Product: zinc finger protein 239-like
Exons: 4
Coding region: 1399-2115 (238 amino acids)
Biological process (GO): central nervous system development; regulation of transcription by RNA polymerase II
Cellular component (GO): nucleus
Molecular function (GO): RNA polymerase II cis-regulatory region sequence-specific DNA binding; DNA-binding transcription factor activity, RNA polymerase II-specific
Source: RefSeq, a predicted model, not a curated record